Messenger RNA from Symbiodinium pilosum, 912 nucleotides. NCBI's taxonomy places the organism in Eukaryota, Dinophyceae, Suessiales, Symbiodiniaceae. The record is from the annotation of a GenBank genome assembly.
AUGGGAGCAGACACGCUAGGGGCCAUCCUCAACUCACCUGCCAUUUUACAGGUGUCCAAGCUGGGCCCAGGCAAAUUGGUUGAAACUUUGAACUGGCACGUGUCUACAGUUUAUGAUGAGCAUGUUGGGACGCCAUUCAACUUCAUCUAUGAUGUCUUGCAGUUCUCCUCUGGGCGCGACAAGUUUUGCGCUCUCAUACAGGGCUAUUCCAAAUUUGCCAGCGAGGUACUGGCAGAGCCUGACAGUGAACGCCACUGGAUGUACAGAGGAAUUGAGGACAGUCUGAGCGACGGACGAAAAAUCUUCAGAUUAUUCAAGGAGAUGAGAGAAGUCUACAAGGUGCGCCGAGGAUGGAGUCGAUUUUGCCAGGGUGCGCAGGAGCAUGGGCCGCUGUCGGUUCCAGCCACUUGUGGGGUGCUAGACAUGCUGGGCCACACGUGUUCGUUCUUCUACUACUUAGGUGACAACCUUCUUUGGGCCGCGUCAGUUGGCCUCGUGCGCUCGAAGGAGGUGCCGCAGAUGCAGAGAAGGAUGUGGAAAGGCUUUCGCAAGAAUGGUGCCAUUUUGAAAGCUUUGGGCGGAGUUGCGAAUGUCAAGCGCAAGCGGAAUUGGGCAUCUGUGUGGAGACUCAAUUUUGCGAUCUGUGCAAACCUGCUUAUGCUGUACAAGGCGGUACUGAGGCUUGGGCUGAAGCGCGUGGCUGAUCCAGAUGACCCACGACUUUUCCACACUGUGGAGAUUGUUGGCAUGGUUGCCAGCUACAGGGUCCUCCUCUCCAAGUUGAAGAUUUCCACAGCAUCCCAUGCAAGGCUUGGUCUGCUUGCCAUGUUGGCCGCAGCCUGUGGUAUUUGGAGCAAUUGGCGCAAGGUGAGGCGCAAGAACUGCGGCACUAAGACAUGGUCACAAACCUGA